Messenger RNA from Symbiodinium natans, 312 nucleotides. The record is from the annotation of a GenBank genome assembly. Lineage: Eukaryota; Dinophyceae; Suessiales; Symbiodiniaceae.
AUGUGGAGCUUGUCCCUGUAUGAUGCCGAGCAUCCAAGCUCCGCUGUCAAGGCAGCGGUCUCCGCCAAUGUACUUGCGCCUCCUUCAUUGACAUUGCAGCAGGUUCUUGAGCUUCAGGAGGCUGAGAUUGCAGCGUACUCCAAACCAGACUUUCAGACACUCUCGCGCAGUUUGGUUGGCUUCGCUUCGGCUUUGGUCAAGCACUUUGCGCGUCCAGAUGUAAGGAACGAGCUCUAUGCUGCCCUCGAAGCAGCCAGCCCAGAACAGAAGGCCCAUGUGCGGCAACAGCUGUGCAGCUUGGCUGAAUGGUGA